Podospora pseudocomata is the source of this 882-nucleotide messenger RNA. RefSeq lists its product as uncharacterized. The transcript has a single exon. The coding region runs from base 1 to 882 and encodes 293 amino acids. Lineage: Eukaryota; Fungi; Ascomycota; Sordariomycetes; Sordariales; Podosporaceae. The record is from RefSeq and is a predicted model, not a curated record.
AUGAUACACUUUGAUGGGAUUGCGGCGGGCAUUCACCCUCCCAAACCGGAUUACAACAAGCACGUGUCGGAGGUCUACACCGAAAUGGCAAAGUUUUCGAUUGAGAGUGACAAGACACUGAUUAUUUUGUUUCUUUGCACCCAUCUCAGGACCCAUCUCACGACGUGGGAGACAUACCUCCCUUCCUGGACGCCGGACUUUUCCUGCAAUAUUGAAGCUCUCCGGUACCCGGCACUGAGUCGGGUAACGAGAAGUGUGCCAUCUCGAAGCGAGCAUCUACCGGUUGUAUCAAACGCGGGGGUGCUGCAAGUUCACGGCAAGUUGGUUGGCAUAAUUCACAGGACAUAUAGCCUGCAGAAGUGGUGGACGAACCUCGACAGACUUAUACGAUUUGUCGGCCCUAUCAAUGAGCCAUGUCUGGUCGAGUUGUACAGCUGCCUCACAGGUGGCCAGGACCUUGGUGAGGAGUCGUUUGACUGGUUCCAGGAAGCCAUCAGUCGUGCUUCUGUCAAGGGGGAUGGGCUUUAUCUCGACGCCGAGCCCGGGAACAAUAAGAUUAACAAGACUGAGGUCAUUGAGGCCAUCACGCACACCACCACUCUGAGUGCUAGCAGAAGUGCACCGCACCGCCAGCUCUACAUGGCAACCGGGCUGGGUACCAAUUCCAGGUUCCGACUCGGACUGGGUUCGCCUGACUGCAGGGAGGGCGAUCUUGUUUGCUUGGUUGCAGGAGGUCACGCUCCACUAAUCCUGAGAUUUAUUCACGAUGGUUACUAUGAGUAUGUUGGUGACUCGUAUGUGCCUGGCUAUAUGGAAGAGGAUAUGGAACACGCACUGGAGGGGGAUAUCGGGAUAGAAUGGACAAGAUUUGACAUUCUCUAG